AUGAAGUCGUCGUCUCAGAGCCACAGCCCCAGGACCCCGUCGCCGCGCGCUCGCGGCACGGCGGCGGCCCCCGGCGCCGACCACGCGCGCUCCUCCUCCGAGCCAUGGGUGCUCGCAUGCGUGGAUGACACGUGCGUCAACGACGUGGAGAGCUUCGCGCGCACCGUCGCCGCCGUGAAGUCCAAGCCCCGCCCCGACCUGCUCCCGAGCGUGCUGUCCCACUACGCUGCCAAGUGGCUCCCGGACGUGGCCACCACGUCCGCCUCCGGCCGCUUCCUGCCCCCGGAGAGCCCCACCGCCACGUGGCUCAAGAAGCGGCUGCUCCUGGAGACCCUCGUCGCGGCGCUCCCGCCGGACCCGCCCAGCGGCGCGGCCGCAGACGACGGCAUCACGUGCGACUUCCUGCUCAAGCUGCUGCGGGCGGGGAGCAUGGUGGGCGCGGACGCGGCGCUGCUGCGGGAGCUGGAGUCCCGCGCGGCGCGGCGGCUGGACCAGGCGACGCUGGCGGCCGUGAUGAUACCGGCGUUCGGGCACGCGCCGGGCGGGUCGACGCUGCUGGACGUGCCGCUGGUGCUGCGGCUGGUGCGCGGGUUCCUCAAGGAGGGCGGCAAGGGCGCCGGCGGCGGAGCCGGGGCCAGGGUGGCGAGGCUGGUCGACGCGUACCUGGCGGAAGCCGCGCUGGAGGCCGAGCUGCGGCCCGCCGAGCUCGAGGAGCUCGCCCGCGCUGUGCCCGCCCACGCGCGCGCCGCCGACGACGCGCUCUACCGCGCCGUCGACACCUACCUCAAGGCACACCCAGGCGCCGGGAAAGAGGAGCGCAAGUCGCUGUGGAGGCUGAUCGACCCCCGGAAGCUGUCGGCGGAGGCGGCGGCGCACGCGGUCCAGAACGACCGGCUGCCGGUGCGCUCCGUGAUGCAGGUGCUCUUCUCGGAGCACGGCAAGCUGAACCGCCUCGCCGACCUGGGCGCCUCCUUCAGCGGCGCCAGGGUCCCCUGCAGCCCGGCGGCGGCGCUGGACCUCCACUCCGGCAGCGGCCGGUGCCCCUCCAAGCGCGAGGCCCUGGCGCAGCACCAGGAGAUGCGCCGCCUGCGCGAGGACGUCGCCAGGCUCCAGGUGCAGUGCAGCGCGCUGCAGGAGCAGGUGGAGAGGCUGGGCUCGGAGAGGAGGCGCCGCGGCGGCGGCGUCGGCGUCGGCGGCUUCAAGUGGAGCACGCUCUGGUUCGGCGGCGGCGGCAUGGGCGGCGACGUCGCGAGGAUCGAGGACUCGGAGAGCGGCAUGGAGCGGCAGACGCCGGCGAGCGGGAAGAAGGGCAGGGCCAGCAUGGCCACGGCGACGCCCACGCCGACGCGGCGGACCCCCAGGUGGCGCAAGUCCAUGUCAUGA
Triticum turgidum subsp. durum (durum wheat) is the source of this 1383-nucleotide messenger RNA. The record is from the annotation of a GenBank genome assembly. NCBI's taxonomy places the organism in Eukaryota, Viridiplantae, Streptophyta, Magnoliopsida, Poales, Poaceae.